AUGGUGGCGGGAGGCCCGUGGCUGCAGCGUGUGAUCCAGUACGUCGCAAACGAGCUGAUCGUCGAUCGAUUAGCGAACAGCCCUACCUUUCAACGGUUUGCUGUCCGAUCCAACAAGAAGCUGCAGGAGCUAGCACAGAAGGGUGUGGCGCAGCGGCAGUCGUUGAUGGAGCAGGUCAAAGAAUUCAGUGAACAGCUCAAGCAAGGAGCAGCAGGCUCAGGCGGCAGAAGUUGA
Messenger RNA from Closterium sp. NIES-65, 234 nucleotides. Lineage: Eukaryota; Viridiplantae; Streptophyta; Zygnematophyceae; Desmidiales; Closteriaceae. The record is from the annotation of a GenBank genome assembly.